Molecule: messenger RNA, 789 nt
Organism: Leptosia nina
Lineage: Eukaryota; Metazoa; Arthropoda; Insecta; Lepidoptera; Pieridae
Source: the annotation of a GenBank genome assembly
AUGUUAGAUCAAGUAAAACAAAUUAUUCUAGUCCUCUCUGGAAAAGGAGGGGUUGGAAAAUCGACUGUCAGUACUCAGCUUGCACUUACUUUAAAAGAGAAAGGAUUUAAGGUUGGUCUCUUAGAUAUAGACCUUUGUGGACCCAGUGUUCCCUACAUUUUAAACUUAGAAGGGCAAAAUAUACAUCAAGGUCCUGAAGGAUGGAUUCCUGUUUACCUAGACAAAGAACAGAGGUUAGGUGUUAUGUCUAUUGGUUUUUUAUUGAAUUCAAGAAAUGAUGCGGUUGUUUGGAGGGGACCAAAAAAGACUUCAAUGAUAAAACAGUUUCUAGAAGAUGUCUGCUGGCAAGAUUUGGAUUUUCUUGUAAUUGACACACCUCCAGGAACAUCAGAUGAACACAUCACAGUGAUGGAAAAUCUGCGUCAAGUGCAACAUUGUUCAGCAGUGAUAGUAACUACACCACAAGAGGUAUCCAUCGAAGAUGUUCGUAAAGAAAUAACCUUCUGUAGAAAGACUAAUAUACCCAUAUUGGGUAUUAUUGAAAAUAUGAGUGGGUAUGAAUGUCCCACAUGUUGUCAUUGCACAAAUAUAUUUUCAAGUGGAGGUGGAAAAUCAUUGGCUGAAAUUGCAAAACUCCCAUUUUUGGGUACAUUACCAAUCGAUCCUCGAGUGGGACAACUGGCAGGAAAGGGUUUGCCAGCAGUCAGGGAAAUACCAGAAGCAACCACUAGUAAAGUGUUUAAUGAAAUAGUCAGUCAGUUAGCAGGAAUGGUUAGCAAUGGUACAUGA